AUGUCUUACGAUUCGGCAACUGUCAUGGCCUAUGAUGCGCUAUUGCAGAGCACGCAGUCUGCCUCCAAGAAGCGCAAGUCCCCCGAAUCACCAUCCUAUCCCAGAAACAAUCUUGCCAAGCGGCAGCGCACGGCUCCCUCCAACGAAGUAUCGCGCGACCGCUCGCACCAGCUCCCAGCGGAGCUAUGGCAUCGUAUUCUCACGUACCUCCCUCCACACUGCCUUGGCAAGCUCCUUCGCGUGAGCAAGAAAUUCCAGGGAUAUCUUGAACCAUCGAUCAGUGCUAAGCCUGUGGACCACGGAAGCAGAGAGGCUCACGAUGCCGGGGCCACCCUUUAUGGCAUCGAACCCUUCGUUCCUGGUCAUGAUUCUCGACCCCAGCUCUCGCUGAACUUUGAGGGCGGGAACAUAGAGUCUUCGGCUGCCCUGGCUGCUGCUUCUGGGCCAUGUGGCCAGCUGGGUGUCGUGGAGCCCCUUGCCGCCAACGAUAUCUGGAAGGCAUCCAGGUGCCUGUACUGGCCUGCACUACCCUCACCCCUCGAGUCCAAGACAGAGCUGGAGAUGUGGCGCCUAAUAGCCAACCGAGGAUGCCAAUUCUGUAAUUGCGAGGAACGUAGCGCGGUUCCCAAGACCACCUGGCAUACUGGUCCUGGCACAAGCGGUGCCGCACCAAUUUUCCCAUUCUCAAGUCGUGCCUGCGGAGCUUGCCUCGAGUCGCUUUGCGUCAAGGAACUUGACAUCAUUCUAGCCGGUAAGACGCCGUCUUUCCUCCUGCCCGGGAUUCCAGUGGCCUCAGUCGCUCCCUACCGUAAGGUCGUGCCGCCCUCAGCGCUCAAGGCUGGCAGAGUCCCUGCCGGCACGCCCAUUGUCAAGAUGUACUGGAAAAGCCAUGUUACACAGAUCGAGGCCAACUUUCAAAGGGUCAAGCUGCUGGGCACGGGCGCUCUCGAAGAGUGGCUCAAGGGGCUGCAGCUGAGACAAAGCUCCAUGCUGAAAGACAUGGACAGGUUGGAGAGCUGGGCUGUCGAAGAUGGCUUUACUACGAUGAAGCGACAGGUGGCGGCAACGCUGAAGCAGCCCCCGUCAGCAGUAUCCGCCUCAGCUGCAAAAUCUCGGCGAGACCCUAAGGAUGUCCUUGACGCGGAGUGGGAUGAGGUCCAAGCCCCCGUGAGGACAAGACUUGCACGAUAUGCCGAUGAUUACAUCCGACAUAAAUGGAAACACUGCAAGAAGCUCAGAUCGAAAUCCAGCGCCUUCUUCGCCACAGGACUGCUCAUGUACGCUCAAAAUAGAUUCUACAAAGAUGUUGCCAGCGAGGCGGUGCUCGAUGAACCUGUCGAGGGACCUUGGGCACAAAAGCUAACCUUGGAGAAUAUGAAGUGGCUAUUUGAUCUCAAGAUCAAGCCCCGGAUUUGGAAAAAGCAGGAAGAAUUAUUCUUGUGCAACGGCUGUUCGACCACCCAGCUAUACACCCUCGACGGCGUCAUCCAGCACUAUGCAGCCAAGCAUACCGCUUCCCUAAGCCAUGGAAACGUCGUCGUGUUUUGGAGGUCAGAAUGGCCCCGUCCGCCCCCAUUUCGACCUAAUCCUGGAGGUCCCACGGUCAAUGUGACUGAACCUGGAGAUUCCGUACAGAUCAAGCCAGAGCCGGAUGAUCAAGUCGACGCAGCACAUUCAACAAGGCUGCUGUUGACUCUGCCUCCGCAACUGAACAGAAUGCAGGAAGACCAAAUGUUGCACAUCCUCCCAGAGAAGUUCCGCGCCAUGAACAAGUUCAAAGGCCCGAACGCCAUCAGGGCAACGGCCAUUGUGCGUUGUGUAUCGCAGGAGCUCGAGGCACGAUUCGGCGAGCUAGCAACGUUCGCCACUUUCCAAAGCCUUUUCCUGCAGUGUAAGAUGUCAUUGCCUCUCAAGAAACUGAGGCGUCUCGAGUGUGCCGCUUGUUCAGGAUCAGCUCCAGUAGGUGCUACGGCGCCACAGGGAAGUAUACCGAAAUUCAAAAGCAGCAGCCAUCUGAAGGGGAGCGGGGGCAAACCCCAAUUAUAUUCUCUAGAGACUCUCUUGUUGCAUUUCCGCAAGAAGCAUGUCAAAGAAGUGCAGCUGAAUCUGGACUGGCAAACACAGAUGAUCCGUCUUCCAGAUUUGGACAGUAUAAGACAGAUGUUGCCGUCGUGGUUUGGCAAAAACGCAAACAUCGAUGCCGUGCUACAGGAUGCGUAUCCUGGGGUUGUUCCCGAGGGCGGCAGGCCUCAGCCUCGAAAGACGUUUAAUUUGAGAGGAAGAAUCUCCAGGGAUGUGCACACGCUUGCGGACCAAGGUUCAGAUGAGGAUAGCGAAGCGUCGGUCGGUCAGCCACGCCAGGCCACGAACCCCAAGUUACGGCCUCGAUCGGAUUCUCAGAAUACUGCUUACCGUAGUGCUCCACGACACCCCACAGUCGCCGACUUCAAAGGGCCACCUGUGUUGAGACCAGCUAGUGAGGUCUACGGCGCGCCCCUUAGCAAGAAGCAAUGCCGUGCGAGAGAGCGCCAAGACCUCGACUCGUCUUCCUACAGGGCGUCGAAUGUAUCUCAGAAUGUCCCAGCGGACUCAAGUAGGGGGACGCGUGAGUAUCACGCCGCACCGCGUGCCGUCCAGGAAGUCGUCCCACCGCCAUCGCACUCUUACGGCAACGACCGUGAUACUGGCUUGGCGCACGGCAGUUUCACCCGCGGGACAGCCGGCAGUGCAGCGGCGGAGGUCAUAGCCCAUGUCCCGGACCACGCUCACGAGCACCGUGAACAGAUACGGUAUCCUGAGCGUGCUUAUUCAUGGACAGCCGACCCAGGUCCACGAGCUCCUCAGCCAUAUGCGCCUCCUGACCCGUUCCAUCAGCAGAUGCCACUAUACCACCAGCCCAAGCCUCGCUACCCGCUUCACUCUGCGCGCACAGAGGCCCCCUUUUACGACAGCCUCGGACCACCUGUGUGCAUAGCCGAGGCUCCAUCACAACAAUACACACCUAUGUAUCCCCAAGACGGAUACUGCCCUCCACUCGAGGAGUUCGAGAUCGUGGAGGUGCGCGACCCAGUUCAUGGGACGUACCAUGUCCGACGUCCGGUCCGUCGUGACGUAUAUUACAUUGACGAGCAUCCUGCUCCGGGAGGGGACGACAGCUACGGGUAUCCGUAUCAUGGGGAACAGCGCUAUUCGUAUGGAGAGUCUUCCCGUUAG
This is a messenger RNA of Emericellopsis atlantica, 3213 nucleotides long. RefSeq lists its product as uncharacterized. Gene Ontology annotation, molecular function: protein binding. NCBI's taxonomy places the organism in Eukaryota, Fungi, Ascomycota, Sordariomycetes, Hypocreales, Bionectriaceae. The record is from RefSeq and is a predicted model, not a curated record. The transcript has 2 exons. The coding region runs from base 1 to 3213 and encodes 1070 amino acids.